GUGGGAAAUCUGGACCUAUUGCCAAUGGCUGGCGAGCUGUGCUUGUAUUCCACAAAGGUGAUGAGAAGUACUUGCAAAAAGUAUACGGAAUGGUGAACUCUGCGACGAGCAAGAAUGUAUGUUUUGUCUGCCAGGCAACUACGGAUGGCGGAUCCCCGAACCUCUACACCCACCACGGGCCCUCGGCCCCACAUCGUCAAACGAUGUUCAGCACUGCCGACUUUAUCCGCUUCGGAUGUCGAGAUAACCCUUUCAUCCGCUAUCCCGGGUUCCAUGUGACAAUGAUAUGUGGGGACUGGCUCCAUGUGAUGGACCUGGCUGUGGUGCCUGAUGCAUGCGGCUCUGCACUUCUAGAGCUAUCGGAAAACUCUGUUGUUUGGCCUGGUUCAACUCAAGAUGAGCGGCUCCAGCACGCCUACACGUGCUUCGUGGCCGAAUGCAAGGCCAGCAAUGUCCGAGCCCAGCCUAUAUAUGUGCCAUCCAUGCAUGCUGUGCCUGCUCAUGGAGAUGCCUUCCCUUCGAUCGCACAGAAACACCUGAAUGGAGCAGAAGCCUUCAUCCUAGCGAAAUGGUUAAUGGGUGUGACACUUCGUGUCGCUCAUGCGAACCCCGGCGACAGGCAUGCAGCGCUACGUGCAGCUGUGUUUUGCAAUCUGGUGCACAUGAGAGAAGCAAUCUCGAUCGAGAAGCACGGAAAUCGCUUUGUGACUUUGUCGGAGCCGAACCUACGCAAAUUGCAGCAAGCGAACUUUUUGUUCCAUGCAGCUUUGAAUAGUUUGGCUUCAGAAGCCAUAGCAGCACGGCAGCUCCUUUGGAAGCUACGACCCAAGCUACACAAGUUACAGAGCUGCAAUAGAAAGUCGCAGCCUUUGAAACGCAUGGCCUUAAUCAAGUAUGUGUAG
Messenger RNA from Symbiodinium necroappetens, 902 nucleotides. NCBI's taxonomy places the organism in Eukaryota, Dinophyceae, Suessiales, Symbiodiniaceae. The record is from the annotation of a GenBank genome assembly.